UUGUUGAGUUGUAGUCCGCCAUAAAGCCCACAGAAGAAGAAAAAUACCAUGGCGGCUUCCAUUAGGUUGCUCGCUCGGAGAAUAGUUCGUGAUGCUUUUCGAACUAUCAAUAGCAGUGUGUCUGUUCGAAUAGUCAGUUCAAGUUGCCCUUCAAAUCUUUCAGCUUGUCGAUGUUUCAGCGAUGGUGCCGCGGACAAAAGUACACAUUUCGGCUUCGAGACUGUGUCCGAAGGAGAGAAGGCAGAGAGAGUUUACAAGGUGUUUGAGAGCGUGGCCCAGAAGUACGAUGUGAUGAAUGAUGCUAUGAGUCUGGGGGUCCACCGGCUCUGGAAGGAUAUGCUACUCCACGUUAUGAACCCCCAGCCAGGCAUACGCCUACUGGACGUAGCUGGAGGAACAGGUGACAUCUCCUUCAGAUUCCUGAACUAUGUGAGGUCUCAGCAGGAGCGUGUUGCACGGCGGACUGCCCGGGCCAACCAGACCCCCUCCUGGCAGGAGAUCUCAACCAGCUACACGACCCCCACGGAGGGAAUAGAGAUGGAGACGGAGGCCAGAGAGUCCAGGGCUGUAGUCUGUGACAUCAACAAGGAGAUGCUAAAAGUGGGCAAACAGAAAGCGGAGAGCAUGGGCGUCAGUAGUGGUCUGUCCUGGGUGGUAGGAGAUGCAGAGGAACUGCCUUUCGAUGAUGACCAGUUUGACGUGUACACCAUUGCUUUUGGCAUCCGUAAUGUCACCCACAUAGACCUGGCUCUACAGGAGGCUGUGCGGGUGCUGAAGCCAGGGGGAAGGUUCAUGUGUCUGGAGUUCAGUAAAGUCACCAAUCCCCUGCUGGCCAGGCUCUAUGAUGCCUACAGUUUCCAGAUGAUCCCAGUGCUGGGGGAGGUGAUCGCUGGCGACUGGAAGUCCUAUCAGUACCUGGUGGAGAGCAUCAGGAAGUUCCCAGACCAGGAGACAUUCAAACAAAUGAUUGAGGAUGCAGGGUUAUUUUCUGUCCGCUACCACAACCUGACAGGAGGAGUGGUGGCCCUACACUCUGGAUUCAAGCUGUGAACAGUGCAGUGCUGAUCUCGGAACGGAGCAGUCCUCCCAUGUGAAGAGUCAUAUACUACCCUCCUCUGGUCAACUGAGAAACUACACUGAUCACUCUGAAAGUUAUGGAUUGAUAUGGUCCCCUCUUGCCAAAACUUGACUGAACCACACAAAGCCACUAAUUGUGUACAAAUCAAUCAAAUAAAACUUUAUUGAAAGCACA
Molecule: messenger RNA, 1252 nt
Organism: Oncorhynchus kisutch (coho salmon)
Lineage: Eukaryota; Metazoa; Chordata; Actinopteri; Salmoniformes; Salmonidae
Gene: coq5
Product: coenzyme Q5, methyltransferase
Exons: 7
Coding region: 49-1050 (333 amino acids)
Biological process (GO): ubiquinone biosynthetic process
Molecular function (GO): 2-methoxy-6-polyprenyl-1,4-benzoquinol methyltransferase activity
Source: RefSeq, a predicted model, not a curated record